Molecule: messenger RNA, 1744 nt
Organism: Paramecium sonneborni
Lineage: Eukaryota; Ciliophora; Oligohymenophorea; Peniculida; Parameciidae
Source: the annotation of a GenBank genome assembly
AUGCAAAACAAUCAAUAAUAACAACCAAAAAAUCUCAAUUCAAAUAAAAUCAAUAAAUCUCCUAUUAUAGAUAAUAGAUCAUCCAGAAAUUUGUAUGAAUAAUCAACUGAAAAAUCUUCAAUAAACAAGUCAUUUAAUGAAAAAAAAAAAUCAAUCCCUAAAGCAAAAGAUAUUUUAGAACUCUUCUACAAAAGAUAAAAUUCUUAAGACUAAUUAUUUAACAGAACUUCAAGUCCAAAAUCUUCGCAUGAAAAUACUUCUAUUAAUAAAUCUUAACGAUCCAUUUCUCCUCAUAUGCUUUAUUAAAUGCCUUAAGAGAUUAAGAAAAUUUAAUAAUAAAUUAAUCACAGACUUGAUUAAUAAAAAUAAUAACAAAAUAACAAAUUCAAAGGUAAUUUAAAAUAAAAGACAGAAGUAUCAAAAUCACAUAAAAAUGAAUCAACCAGUUCCACUAUUAAUGAUUCUGAUGAAUAAAUAUCAAAUUUUAUUAAUUAAGAAGAAAUUGUAUUCACAAUUAUGGCAGUAAUUAGUAGAAAAAAAAAAGUUAUUAAUUAAUGUCAAAAUUAUUUAAAUCGAAUUUCUCAUUUCAUAAUAGAAGAAAAAGAUAAAACCACUUUACAAAUUCUCUCCAAAUAAAUACAUCUAGAGAGAAUAGGCAUCUUAGUAAUUUUGUAUAAAGCCUUAUCUGAUACAUUUGAAGAAGAUUAAUAGAAUUUAAAAAACCUUUUAUUUUACAUACACAACAGUAUGAUUUUACAUCUUGAUUUAAUUAACUAAUCAAAUUCUAUUUCAUAAUCUCAAAGAGCAUUAAUAUAAGCCAGAUUAAAUAAAGUUAAACCAUAAAAAAACUAUUAAAAUGUAGAUAUAAAUUCAAUCCGUAAGAACAGUAAUGUUGUUUAUUCACUUUUAAUAUUAUUGUAUAUAUUUGAAAUAAAUUACUUUAGUAUCGAGAAUUCAAAUGAUAAUAAACUUAAUUCACUAGAGAAAAAUCUAACAAAUAUCGAUCGACUUACUUUACAUCAAGGUACUGAAUUUAUUAAGCAAGAAUUUUAAAAAAUUGUAUAAUUAAAUUAAUAAUGUAGGUGGUCCAUAUUCAAUAGUUAAAAUUAACGAUGGAUUCAUAAGAUUUUUAAUUUGACUAUGAAGAAGUUAUAGAUUGUUAAUAGAUACCUUAUUUAUCUAAGACAAAUAAAUAUACUUUAGUCAUAGAUUUAGAUGAAACAUUGGUUCAUUAUUAAGAAGUAAAAAUUGAUUGUUUAUAUAGUUAGUAGAUGAGGGUUAAUUUUUAGUUAGACCUUAUGCAAUUUAGUUUUUGAAAGAUAUGUCUAAAUAUUAUGAGAUUGUUAUAUUUACAGCUGCACAAUAAGAUUAUGCAGAUUUCAUUUUAGAUCUUAUUGAUGAAGAUAAAGUUAUUUCCCAUAGAUUAUACAGAUAGCACACAACUUUUUUUAAGAAUACAUAUGUAAAAGAUAUUUAGAAGAUUGGAAGAGAUAUUAAGAAAACUAUAAUAAUAGAUAACUUGGCUGAAAAUUUCUAAUUUUAACCAGAGAAUGGAAUACAAAUAUAAAGUUGGUAUAAUGAUACAGAGGAUUAAGCUUUAUUAUUAUUGUCUCCAUUAUUAAUUUUAAUUGUUUAAAAGAAAAUUUCUGAUGUAAGAGAAGCUUUAAGGAAAUUUAGAGAUCAAAUGUAAAAAAAUAUAGAGGCUGGUAUAUCUGAUCCUCAUUUACAUUUAAAUUUAGAUUGA